GAGACAUUGUAAUGAUUGUUGAUCUCAGAUCUGCGCAUAAAUAGAUGAAAUAAACCCCUUAAUGUUUAUGUUCUAAAACCAUUGAAUGGUGAGAAAAGAAAGAGAAGGAUGGGACCAUGAAUGAUACCUAUGAGUAUGUUGAGUUUCCAUCCGAAAAAUCAUGUUGGCCCAACAUUCAAGAUCUCUUGAAAGAAUUAGAGCUAUUGUCAACACAAGAACCAUGUGACCUCUAUCAAUUAGCUCUGCAUCAUCAGAAGAUUGUAGACACCUUCAAUGGAGAUGAUGAAGAGCCAAGGGAAGCUAAUAUUGAAGAAACAACUUUUCACGGUCUUUUGAAAUUCUUCCAGCAUGAUUCAACAGAGGAGGAAAAAGUUCUAUUUCUGCAGUCAACUCUACCAAAGAUAAUUAGUCUUGCUUUAGACAUUGAAAAGUUUGCAACAGACAAGGUUCUUCCAAUUAGUUCUCAGCAUAGAGCUGGAGAUCAAUUGCUGAAUCGUCAUUUUGUGGCCUCUAUUAUUGCUGCAGCAUUUCUUUGUUUAUUCGAUGGACGGGAAACAACACGCUUCUACAAUUCAAAACUUAAUUCCACAAGUUUUGCCAAUUUUUUCAAGCUAUUACCAAGUCCUUCACAAAAUGCAAAACUUCAAUGUUUUCUCAAUUAUUUUGAGAGAGUUGGAGGCAAUCCAUGCAGUGUACAAGGUGACAUAAGGUUCCAUCGCCAGGUUAUCCCUUACGAGGAGCUACCCACCAUAGACACAUGGCUCAACAGUGACUGUGAUCUCUGCCCUUUCUCUGUGCAACAUGAGGGUCAGAUUGAAGAUUCUGUCCCAGAGGCAAUUGAGGUGGACUUUGCCAACAAAUACAUUGGAGGAGGAGUGUUAGGGAGGGGAAGAGUUCAGGAGGAAAUUCGAUUCACUGUGUGUCCAGAGCUUCUAUCUUCCAUGUUGUUUAUGGAGCAUAUGGACGACAAUGAGGCCAUUAUAAUUCAGGGUUACGAACAAUUCUCAGAAACUGCAGGUUAUGGACCAAGCUUAACUUAUGCUGGAAAUCACCAGGAUUGUCCAAAGAUUGAUGAGAACAGAGUGUUACAGAACACACUGUGUGCUAUAGAUGCUGUCAGCUUCAGAAACUGCUCCCCAUCUAAACAGUACCAAGAUCACUAUUAUCUCAGAGACCUCAACAAAGCUUUUGUUGGCUUCUCUGCAAAGUGCGGGAAAAGCUGUAUAGAUACAAAGAACCAAUCAGAGGAAACGACAGUGUCCAUUUGUAACAAGCCGUGUGAUUUGCUAAUAGCUAAUAGUGAAGAGUAUCAGACAGCAUCUGAGGAUGGAAAUAGUGAUACUGAAAACUAUACCCAAGAGUUGCAUGGAAUAACCAACAUGGUGGAUGGACUGGUCACCAGAAUCCUGUAUUCAGCAAUCCAGGAAGCCUGUAGCCAACAUGGAUUUGAGAGGUCAGAUAGCCACUCCUCAUGUGAGGACCGCUCCUCAAGUUCCAGUUUUCUGAGGAGACAAGAGGACUUAGAUGAGAGUCAGGAUCAGGCAGAUCUGGAAUGCCAGGAUUGGGUGAGCCGAUUUAGGAGGCGGAGCUCAAAUUUAAGUGACAUUGGAUCCAGACGGAGCAGCGGUAGUACUUGGCAUAGCUCAGAUUUCAGCUCAGAACUUGAAGAGUAUUAUGAAAAUUAUCAACGAAGGGACCAGUCUAUUAUUCAGAAGACUAUCACUGAAGAAGAGGGGUGUCCUGUGAUCUGUGAUUUUGCUAAUAGCUUAGCCAUGUCACUUAUACAGGAAAGCACUGCUGUGGCAGCUCAGAAAAGUGUUGUCAAAGAUUUUGAUGACAGUGCCCCAGAAGUCUGUAUUAUGAAGCCAAAAGCUUACAAACCUGAAACAGAAGAAAACUUACCAAGGACCAAUUGCUUUUCACCCAUUAUUCCUGAAUCCAUUGCUAGAAAAUUUGCAAAUGAAUUUAUAUCUGAGUUGUUUCCCUCUGCUUUUUCUACACUUUCCAAUUUGACUUCUGAGAAAUGUUCUGAUAAGAAAUCAUCACUUCCUGACAUUCCACUAGUUAGAGAGCCUGAUGUUAAUUCUGAUUCCGAUGAAGACUGUGAUAUGAAUAAUUGUGAUACAUAUUUGGGUGGCUAUUACCCAGGGAGCAUUGUUGAAGACAAUUAUCCAUUAGUGGAUGAAGCCGAACUGCGAAUUGCGGCAGUAAAUUUAGUGGAUUGUGCUAUACAUAGUGCUGUUCAAAUAGUACAGGAAAGUUUAGGUCCUCCAUCACAAAGUAAAACUUUAGAAGACAGUGAUUUGAAUGUUUCUAAUCCUGUUACAGAUUCCUCAAGUGAAAAAGAAGAUAACUUGUCUGUACUGAGCAAUAGUUUUGGGAAAAGAUGGGAUCAGUCUUCAAGUCCCUCAAAAUCCCCUAAAAAUGUUCAGUUUCAUGACACUGUGAUUUUGAACAAAAACAGUGAUGCUGUAUCAAAGACAAUGUCUGAGUCCUCUAAUAGUCAAGACUCCUUUACAGUCCCCACUCUUUUGGUGACGGAUGAUCUCUCACAAAGUGAUAAACUCAGUGGUGCUUAUAGUCAGAUUGCAGAAAACAUUAUAAUGUCUGGAUUUACUGAUGCACUGAAAGAUGUUCAGAAGGAAACAGGGAAAAGUUUUGAAGGCUCAACACUCAAAUUUAGUGCAUCAGGAUAUCUACCAGAGAAGACCCUCAUUGUCAAAGGGAACAGUUUAAUCCAUCCUGGGGAAAUUUUGCGCGGAGAAUCUUAUGAAGAUAUUUCAGGUUCCAAUGUCAUUGAAUGCUGUGCUUCUUCAUUAUCCAGAGACCUGCUGACUAAUGCAUUUAUUGAAGUGCAACAAAGUUCAGGCAUCAACGGCUCUAGUUUUGCCCGUCGGAGUAGUGAACCAAUGAAGUUGUCCAGCCAGGCAGCCAGACAGUUGUUGGAAGACAACAAGAAAGGAGUUCGUCGCUACACAGAGAAAUCAAAAAGCUGUACAGAGGAUGACCUUGUGGAAUAUGCUAGAGAGCUUGAUAGAAGAUGGAUUAUUGAAGAUUUCCAUGAAAGGGGACCAUGUGGAUUCAAGGAUCCCACCCUUUCCAGGUUUGCUGAGGAAUUGAUGAAAACUGAAUGUAGAAUCCCUCCUCUCCAUAUACCAAUGUCAUCCACUUCAGUCUGCAGCCUAAGUGGAUCGUCCACAUCUUUCCACAGUAGUAAAAGUGGAUUUAAGGACCUUAUGUUAUCUAGCUUUGAAGAGGAACUCUUGUCUUCAAGUUUUGGCCGAUCCUCAACAAAAAGUUCCAGCAUUAAACGAAAAAGGAAGAAAAGCACGGGAAGCAGAAUAAGAGGUGGUGAUUUUAGACAAGCACCUCCCUUUCUAGAAUUAUCCCAGGAGACCAUCUCAGAUUUUGCAGAUAGACUUGCUCAAGGUAUUAUCUUAGAGUCUAUAGAGACAGUGUUAAGAGGUUCUAUCAGUUCAGGAUUUGCUCAAAGAGAUGUCCCAUUCACAACUUCUUCCCCAAUUCCUGAUAGUCUGCUAAAUCUGGCUGAUAGCAUUUCUAGUCAAGUUGUGGAGGAUGCCAUUUUAACAGCUGUUGAGGAACUAAAGAUGCAGAAACAGACAGAGGAUUCUUCGGAUACAGAUUCAACCUCAACUGAAGAAUACAGUGAUGCUCUUGAUGUGCCAUGCUAUAGAAUUGAAGAAUUUGCAGAUAUUCUUGCAAAGCAGGUAUUGGAUACAUCAGUGAAAUUCAUCAUCAGAGAAAUGGAGUGUUUUAAAAAGAAAGCUAGUGGUCGUCCAGUUGCCACUGGGAAUUGGGGAUGUGGGGCCUUCAGAGGGGAUGUCCAUUUGAAGUGCAUGUUGCAGUGGAUGGCAGCCUCCUAUGCUGGUGUCCCUCACCUGAUAUACUACACAUUUCAUCAUGAAGAUUUACAGCAGUUAGAGGAAGUUGUAGCAACAGUACUGUCCAGAAACUGGUGCGUGGGCCAAUUAAUGCAGGCAGUGAGGACAUACUGUAUGGCGUGCACGGACAGUCCUCGUAGAAGCCGCCCUGACCUUUUUCAGCUAUUGCUUGAUAAGGACUCUUUCAAAGAUAUUGUUUGAGACAGACCAAAGACAUGUAUAAUUUACAUCCAGUUAAGAAUUCAGUCAAUGAUUUUUUUUUCAUUUUAUUUUGGGGUUUUCUUUGUUUUCAUUUUACUUUACAUGUAGUUUGCAAUGAACAAUUCUAAAAAGUAUUAACAUUUUAUGUAUGCUGCAAGAAAUUUACAAGCAAUUGUUGAUCAAUAAAUAUUUGCACCU
Saccostrea echinata is the source of this 4301-nucleotide messenger RNA. RefSeq lists its product as uncharacterized. The transcript is spliced from 12 exons. Gene Ontology annotation, cellular component: nucleus; cytoplasm. Lineage: Eukaryota; Metazoa; Mollusca; Bivalvia; Ostreida; Ostreidae. The record is from RefSeq and is a predicted model, not a curated record. Gene Ontology annotation, biological process: ATP generation from poly-ADP-D-ribose; nucleotide-sugar metabolic process; carbohydrate metabolic process. Gene Ontology annotation, molecular function: poly(ADP-ribose) glycohydrolase activity. The coding region runs from base 117 to 4103 and encodes 1328 amino acids.